Ooceraea biroi (clonal raider ant) is the source of this 2617-nucleotide messenger RNA. It is a transcript of the gene Spg7, whose product is annotated as SPG7 matrix AAA peptidase subunit, paraplegin. Lineage: Eukaryota; Metazoa; Arthropoda; Insecta; Hymenoptera; Formicidae. The record is from RefSeq and is a predicted model, not a curated record. Gene Ontology annotation, cellular component: membrane; m-AAA complex. Gene Ontology annotation, biological process: mitochondrial protein processing. Gene Ontology annotation, molecular function: ATP-dependent peptidase activity; zinc ion binding; metalloendopeptidase activity.
GACGGGAGGUUUGCCCACCCUGACCAGUGAUGCACCGGCAAGUGAGGGGGUGAUUGUUUUUACUUGUUAUUUCUUUACUUUGAAUUAUGCAGAAUCUAAUCAGGUGUUCAAGACGGCAUUAUGUAGCGCCUGGUCGGAUAUUUAAUUGUAAAAAUGUUUAUCAGCCGACGGAGAAGAUAGCUUUUGGGAUUAAACAUUUAAGUUUCGCGUGUGGCAACGGCGCGCAUAGGUUAUUUCUUCCUGUAUCUCAUCAUGCCUAUAAGAAAAUUCGCAAAGAAUUUCAUGCUGUACAGUCUGCAUUGUUGCACAGCGACAUAAGCAAAUUUAGCUUCCAUCCGAGAUAUGACAAUAUCAGAUACUUUAAUACAACAUGCAGUAAUCCCAAUAAGCAGUCGUCGCAGGAAUCGGGCUCUGACGAUUCCGACAAGAAACCGAAUAAAAAUGAAGAAAUUAACUUACUUUUGCGCAAGUUGUCCAUGCUGCUUGUACUAGUAUAUAUUCUUCUGGUUGGGCUCCGAAGUCAGAUGAACACGUCAAAUUCAGAAUUUUCAAUUUCUGUCUCAUGGAAUGAAUUUGUGUACGACAUGUUGAGCAAAGGAGAGGUACAGGCAAUUGUUAUAAACCCAUCUUUCGACCAUGUUGUAAUUGUUGUACACGAUGGAGCCAUUAUUAAAGGUAGACGAGCCGCACGCAGGAAAUACAUCAUGUCUGUACCAAACAUUGAAAAUUUUGAGGAGAAAUUGAGGAAAGUGGAGAAAAGUCUUGGCAUAAAACCAGGCCAGGAGGUGCAAAUUAUUUAUGAAAGAAAAUCAGAGUAUAUAGCAGGCGCCACACAAUUAUUACUUAUCAUGUUAAUCGCUAUCACUGCCUAUGCCUUCUUGCGGAAACGGUUCUCUUUCAAGCCGUUCGAGAUUAUAUCUCAGAUGAAACAAGCGAAAUUCACGUUGGUUGAACCGUUCGUGGAUAAGGGUAAAGGUGUACGCUUCGCGGAUGUGGCUGGAUUGAAAGAAGCUAAGAUAGAAGUAAUGGAAUUCGUUGAUUAUCUUAAGCAGCCAGAGCGUUACAAGGCGCUUGGCGCCAAGGUACCACAAGGAGCUUUGCUCUUGGGACCUCCCGGUUGCGGCAAAACGUUGUUAGCUAAAGCAGUGGCAACUGAGGCAAACGUUCCCUUCUUGUCGAUGAACGGUUCCGAAUUUAUUGAGGUAUUUGGUGGUUUAGGUGCCGCUCGAGUUAGGGACUUGUUUAAAGAAGCCAAAAAGAGAGCACCGAGCAUCGUGUACAUCGACGAGAUUGAUGCAAUUGGCAAGAAACGUUCAGAAAGCUCGGCCGGUUUGACUAACAGCGAAUCUGAACGAACGUUGAAUCAACUUUUAGUAGAGAUGGAUGGAAUGAUAUCGAAAGAAGACGUUAUUAUACUAGCCUCAACAAAUAGGGCAGACAUGUUGGACAAGGCUUUGUUAAGACCGGGCAGAUUCGAUAGGCACAUUUUAAUUGAUCUUCCGACGUUAGAAGAGAGACAGCAAAUCUUCGACACUCACCUGAAGAAAAUAGCUUUGGAGAAUGAACCUUCGAAGUAUUCCGAAUACCUAGCUUACCUUACUCCUGGUUUUAGCGGUGCUGACAUAGCGAAUGUCUGCAACGAGGCAGCUUUACAUGCCGCGAGGGAUAAAAAGAAGCAAGUAGACGGUGACGAUCUUCUCUACGCGAUCGACAGAACGAUCGGUGGUUUGGUGAAGAGAAACAACCCGUUGACACCGUCGACGAAGCGCGUUGUCGCUUACCACGAAGCCGGCCAUGCGCUGGUGGGCUGGUUGCUGGAGCACACCGACGCCUUGCUCAAAGUAACGAUAGUGCCACGGACCAACUUGAGCCUGGGAUUCGCGCAGUACACCCAAUCCGACCAGAAGCUGCACAGCCAAGAGCAACUCUCCGAGCAGAUAUGUAUGAUGCUGGGCGGCCGAGUCGCGGAGUACAUAACGUUCGGUAAAAUCUCGACGGGCGCCCAAAAUGACUUGGAAAAGGUUACAAAGACGGCGUAUCAUCAAGUUCAGCAAUUUGGAAUGAGUCCGGCUGUAGGUUUAGUUUCCUUCCAUGAAGAAGUCACCGACACGACAAGUAAAAAACCGUAUAGUAAAAAAUUAGCUAAUCUGAUGGAUGCUGAAGUUAGAAGAAUAAUAGCAGAAGCGUACGAACGAACUCGGCAGUUACUGUCGAGUAACAAAGAGAAGUUAGAUAAGCUUGCAACAGCUUUAUUAGAAAGGGAAACAUUGACAUACGAGGAUGUGGAAAAAUUAAUCGGACCUCCACCGUUCGGGAAGAAGAGGCUUGUCGAGCCGGCAGAAUUUGAAAAAUCCGAUGCACCUAGAGAAUCCCCAUCGAUAGAUGGUGCAAACAUAUAGCAAAACGUCUAUUUUUUGUAGAUAUUUAUAUAUUGUGUAAAAAAAUCCAGAAUAAGAUCAAAUGCAUUGAAAAUAUCAAUUAAAUUAUUACGCAUAGUUUGUAAAGUGGGCUUUUCCUCGCCACUUUCAUUCUGUGUUCACAAUAUGCUGUGUAUCAUACACAGUGACGUUUCGCAAUGUAAGUGUAAAUAAUUGAAAUAAAUAAAAUUAUACACGCA